Molecule: messenger RNA, 2859 nt
Organism: Pleuronectes platessa (European plaice)
Lineage: Eukaryota; Metazoa; Chordata; Actinopteri; Pleuronectiformes; Pleuronectidae
Product: major histocompatibility complex class I-related gene protein
Exons: 9
Coding region: 16-1356 (446 amino acids)
Biological process (GO): immune response
Cellular component (GO): external side of plasma membrane
Source: RefSeq, a predicted model, not a curated record
UCAUUGGCUCAGAGGAUGUCCCCGCCUCACAGUUUGUCCUCGUCUCCCCUGGUUUCGUCUCUUGUCUCCACACAGUCCGUCUCUCUGUGGAGAAAUGAGCUCAUCUACCUUCAGUCCAGUGAAGAGGAACACACCACCGCUCACCAUGUUCACUGUACUUUCCCUGCUUCUACUGACAGGAGCACACAGCGCGACGGCUCUGGAGACAGGAGCUCAUCUACCUUCAGCCCAGUAAAGAGGAACACACCACCGCUCACCAUGUUCACUGUACUUUACCUGCUUCUACUGACAGGAGCACACAGCGCGACGGCUCGGAUUCACUCUCUGAAGUAUUUUCUCACUGCGUCGUCUCAAGUCCCAAACCUUCCAGAGUUUGUGGGUGUUGGUUUGAUUGAUGACGUUCAGUUCGGAUACUUUGACAGCAACACAAUGAAAGCAGAACCCAAACAGGACUGGAUGUUAAAGGCAACUGAUUCACAGUACUGGAAGAGUCACACUCGGAUUGCUUUGGAUGCACAGCAGUUCUUCAAGAACCGCAUUGAAACCUUAAAGGAACGCUUCAACCAAACUGGAGGUGUUCACAUUUACCAGCGGAUGUCUGGAUGUGAAUGGGACGGAGAGACUGGAGAAGUUAAAGGUUUUGAGCAGCAUGGUUAUGAUGGAGAAGACUUCUUAUCAUGGGACAUGGAGACAGAGACGUGGAUCGCUCCUACACCAAAGAGUGUCAUCACCAAACUGAAGUGGGAUCAGGAGAAACCCCGACUCGCAUUUAAAAAGUACUACUACACGCAGGAGUGUCCUACCUGGCUGAAGAAGUUCCUGGAGCAGGGGAGGAGCUCUCUGCUGAGAACAGAGCUUCCCAGGAUUUCUCUCCUCCAGAAGUCUCCCUCCUCUCCAGUCAGCUGCCACGCUACAGGUUUCUACCCAGACAGUGCUGUGUUGUCCUGGAGGAGAGACGGGGAGGAGCUUCAUGAGGACGUGUAUCUCGGAGAGGUCCUCCCCAACCAUGACGGGACCUUCCAGAUGAGCUCUGACCUGAAGGUUUCAUCCAUCUCCCUUGAAGACUGGAGGAGGCACGAGUGUGUGUUCCACAUCUCUGGUGUGAAGGAGGACAUCGUCACCAAACUGGACAAAGACUCAGUCGAGUCUAACAGAGAUAAGCCCAUCAGCGUGACCGCCAUUAUCAUCAUCAUCAUCAUCAUCACUGCAGUGGUCGCUCUCGCUGUCAUUGGAUUCAUCGUGUACAGGAGGAAGAAAGUCCAAAGUACCUCACCUGCUGGAAAAGAUCAAGGUUCCUCACAGCCGCUGAGAUCAGGUGAUGGAGAUUCUAAUUCUCCAAGUGAGACGUCCUCCUGAACACAGUUUAUGGAUGAGAAGCAGUGUCACCACAGUCUCCCCCUUACACUGGGAAUUCAUUGAUUAUUCAUCACUCAAAUCAUAAAAUGAUAUUCAGGCUCAGACAUUGAUUGAAAUACAAACAACACAACUGACAUAUAUGAAAAAUAAAUGGUGGCGUCGAUUAAAUUUGAUCUUUUAGUUAAAAAUAAUAAAUAUAAUUAACCCGGAGUGAAGUAAAACACAUUUUCAAAAACAAUGAAAGUAUCACAGCACUGUUCACAUGCAGUUAAUUUACAGAUCGUCAUAGUUACAGUUUUAUAUUCCUGAUGUUGGGGAAUCCUUGUAAAAUCAUUAAAAUAAUACAAAUCUAAAUCUAAAUAUAUAGACACCCACACAUCCUCAUUUUAGGAUCUGGAAAUAUAAUCUGUUUUAUGAUUUAGAUUAUAUUUGAGCAUCAGUACAAAAUUUGUUUUCAAGAUGUGUAAAUAUUCAGAUUUUAUUUUAUUUCUAUUUUGGCCUGAACAAGAAAUGAAUUAAUCCAGAGUUGCUUGUUUUGUUUGUUUGAUUGUAUUGAUGCUUUUCUGUGUUCUUCACCUUUAAAGUUCAUUUGAGUGGAGAUCAUAAAAGGGUUGUGUGAUGUUUUAAGUAUCUCAUGUGAAAUAUUCUGUUAAUAUUUAUAAUGUUAGUUUUUAGGGACAAGGGACUUUUCUGUUUUAGCCUCGUUAACAUUUACACUGCAAAAAUGAAAAGGUUCAAACGGCGCAAAAUUACUGAACUUAUCUGUUGUGAGUUUAAAAACUUCACAUUUUCUCAAAGCUGUGAGUUCUAGUGUCCCUGCUCGUCAGGCUCCAGAGGAUUCAAGCAGUUUAUUCCACAUGCAGACGUGAAAUGGAUCACCCUGAGCAGUGAUGUUCUCCAUAUGAACAUUUGAAUACAUUAAUAUCGUCCUGUUGACCACUCACACACUUUACCGUAUUCACUGAGUCACAUUCACUCACUCAGUGUUUGUUCUGUCACACGUCAAUCACACACAUUGUCCAUGAAGCUGUCAUCGGUAGUUUUAGCUUUCUGAUUCUUGCUUAUGGACACUUGGGCAUGCAAACUGGAGCAGCUGAGGAUCGAACCUGUGCUCCUCUGGUUAGUGGACCAUCCGGUCUACCUCCUGAGCCACAGCCGCCAAAACAUGCAGCUGCAGAACCAGAAUUUCUGUCCUGUAUUCAACAUAAACACUCACCUUCAUGAUGUUGGGUCACGUUUCCCCUGAUGAGACAUGAGACAUGUCAUAUCACAAACGUACCAUUUUGUGUUUUGCCAACUUAACUUUGCAACUUUACAAAUUUAACUUAGUAAAGUAGGUUGAAGCAAAUACAUAUACAAAUCCAUUAAAUAUUCUGUUGUUGAUUAUAUAUAUAAAUCGUAGUAUCACAAUUUCACGUUUUCUUUUUUACAGUGUAGAAACUGAACAUUUGAGGCUCAAUUUUUCUUCUUGUGUCUGGUUUUUAUAAAUAAAUGUUAAAUUAA